Molecule: messenger RNA, 1559 nt
Organism: Amphimedon queenslandica
Lineage: Eukaryota; Metazoa; Porifera; Demospongiae; Haplosclerida; Niphatidae
Exons: 4
Coding region: 60-1559 (499 amino acids)
Biological process (GO): cell migration; ephrin receptor signaling pathway
Cellular component (GO): cytoplasm
Molecular function (GO): signaling adaptor activity; receptor tyrosine kinase binding
Source: RefSeq, a predicted model, not a curated record
UGAUCCGCUGGCAACAGCCACCACCAUCAUUCACUUCCAGUCCUCAGCCUUCACUCUCAAUGGCUGCCACUAGUGGGGGUAGACAAGAACCAGAGCAAGAGAUGGACCUCGUAGUUCCUUCUAAAAGUCCUACCCUUGCCAUUGCUAAGUUUAGAUAUGUUCCACGAAGACAAGACGAACUCUUGCUUGAGAAAGUGGCUGGUGGCUGGUGGAGAGGUAGAAAAGAGCAUAAUAUCGGCUGGUUCCCUUUUAACUACGUUGAGACUGGGAGACCUUCCAGAGACCCAGUUGAUAAACCAGUUAGUAUAUGUGGAGUAGUUGCACUGCACAGUUUCAAUUCAGGGCACCCAGAGGAACUAUCGUUCAAUAAAGGAGAUCGAAUGGAUAUAAUAGACCAACCUGCUGAUGAUCCUGACUGGUGGAAGGCUCGUAAACCUGAUGGUGUCACUGGUCUGAUACCUGGUAAUUAUGUUAAAGUAAUUGAAGACACUGCUCCUGUGUCUGGGGAUAAUUAUUAUUUUAACAACAUUAAUUCAGCUAAAGGGCUGAAGAUUUACUUUCCUUGGAGUGUCACUUCGGAGUUCAUGAUGAUGCGAUUAAAGUUAUGGGAAACAUUCUUCAAAGUUGAAUCAAUCAUGAAGAAAAACCCUCAACCUCCAUCCCUUGAUAAUAUCAAACAUGUAUUAAGUGCAUAUUACUCAAAAUUAAAAGUAGUUAAGUCAAAAGUGGCUCAAUGUCAAGAUAUACAUGAGAUUUUACGAUUAGUACGUGAUAAUAGCCCUCUUGAUGACAUUAGUGGUCUGGGGUUUUUUAUAAGUGAGUUCAGUAUAGAGGAGGCUAAGGUAGUUAUUCAGGAAUAUAAGGAAGCUGUUGAGAAGUUUAAAGAAGAAAAACUUAAAUUGUAUUUGGAAAAACAGUUAUCGCUACUUAAGUACGAAAGGAUCACCAUUGUCAUUGAUAAAGAUGCUAAUGAUUUUGUACUUAAUGAUGUACAAAGACUAUCAUCAGCUGUAUUACCCCAUCAUGUCAGAAUAAAUUUAAAUGUCAUUAGAGGUGUUGGUGACGAUGAUAUGUGGGGAGUUAGAAAACAAAAAUCAUUCACUGGUACUUUUGAUGACCCUACUGUACAAAGUAAAGAUAUGUUUGUAACUGAAAUACCAGCAGGAACAACAGAAUCAGUGAGCCAUUCUUACCAGGAGGAGGAAGACAGAAAGGAUAAGGAUCAAGUUAUGUUGCUACAGGAGAUUCAAAAGCCACUGGAAGAAGAAAAGGAACUCCAUGAAAAAAAGAAACAAUUUCCUGAACAAGUUAUAAAGAAAUACGAAGAGAGAACAGCAACACUUACUGAACAACAGGAGGAAGUUACUGGAGACUUGAAACACAAGACAGAACAAUAUGAAGAAUUAAUAUCAGAAUUGAAGAAUGAAAUACAAAAGGUUAAAAAUGAAAGCGAAACAUUUCAAAAACAAAGGAAAGCAUUGAUACUGGAGAAUGAAAGAUUAAUGUCAUUAUUAAUAAUUAAAGAUCAUAAUGGUAUACUUAUUAUUAUUGAUUAUUAA